This is a messenger RNA of Girardinichthys multiradiatus, 9060 nucleotides long. RefSeq names its product RNA binding motif protein 33a (gene rbm33a). The coding region runs from base 169 to 3882 and encodes 1237 amino acids. The record is from RefSeq and is a predicted model, not a curated record. The transcript is spliced from 19 exons. Lineage: Eukaryota; Metazoa; Chordata; Actinopteri; Cyprinodontiformes; Goodeidae. Gene Ontology annotation, molecular function: RNA binding.
CGCCGCUGAUCUCUGGCUGCCAUGUUUGUAUCCUCGUCGUGGAAAGAGACAGCUACUGCAUAAAAGCUGUUCCUUACUACUCCCUUAUUAAGCUAUCAUAAUGUUGACGUUGUGAGCAUUAAGUGCAGCCCCUAGUUGUGUAGUAUUUAAGUGGACGGGCUUUGCACAAUGGCAGCCGACGCUCAGGAUUUUGACUUCGAUGAGUAUAACAAACCUGGUGCUGAGCGUUCCCGCAGAAGAAGAGGUGGAAAUGAUGCUCUAGAGAGUGAUUUGGAAGAGGAUUUGUUGGAGGAGGAUUGGCUGUCUGCUAAAAAGAAUCCUUCAGAAGUGUCUGAUGAAGAGUUGAACGACGACCUUCUUCAAAGUGAUGAUGAAGAUCUGAAUAUGAGUGGACAGGAUGCUACAUACAGCAUGGGAGCUUCCUAUAACCAGCAGGACAACUUGCAGGAAGCAUACUACACAGAUGAUGUCGUGAACCUGGGUGCAGAGGGCUGUGAAGAGGGGGAGGAGGGGUACCACCAGGAGGAGGAAGAGCCGUAUCCAGCAGAAUUCAACCAGGACAACACAGAGAUGUCUGAGGACCAGAUUGGUUACACCGGGGAGCCAGCUGAGGGCGAUGAUGGCUACCAGUAUGAAGUGCUGGACAUCGAAAUCAGCGAGCCCAUAGAUGGUGAAUUUCAAAACGAGGAAUUUCAAAGAUCCAACGGUGACGAACCUCUCGAUGAAGCUGAAACCACUCAGGAGGAGGAUGCUGAAGAGGCAGGAGGAGAAGAGCAACAAGAAGAAGACACUACAGAGGAACCUCGCAUCUAUGAGACAGAGGAGGGAGAAAAUGAGACUCUUGGUGAUGAACAAACACAGGAGGAAUCCGAGGAAGAGGAUGACGAAGGCGAAGAAUCCGGCCGAAUACGAUUUAAAUCCGAGAGGAAGGAAGGUGCUGUUGUGCGACUGGCGGAUUCUGGUAGUAACAGAAGGAACAUUCCUGAAACUCUAGAGCUGUCAGAGAAGGCCAAGAAAGAUUUGAUGGAAUUUGAGGAACAGGAACGGCAGAAGAGACAAAACCGUCACGGAGGUCGAGGCAGAGGAGCAGGAAUAGGAGGAGGGGGGCGAGGAGGCAGAGGAAGAGGAGGUUUCCAUGGUUUUGGAAUGGCAGAUUUUAGAGGAGGACAAAGAAGAAGAAUGCAUGACCAAAUGCUCCCCCUGAUGGGAAACAUGAGCAUACAGCCAUCCUCCCGAAUGCCUUCUCCGCAUCUGCAGGCCCAUCAGCACCACCCUUCGCGUCCAAGAGGACCACCUCCCUUCCAGGAGCACGGACGCCCCAUUCUCCAGCAGCCUCUCCAGCCCCUGAUCCCCCCUCACAUGGCUCACCGCUCCCCAUCGCUGCGACCCCAGAUGGAUCAACCACCCCCUCGAAUGAUGAGUUCCCCACCGCCUAGUUUCUCUCAGCAUCACCAGCAACAGCCCCCUCAGCCCAAGAACAUCCACAUUAACCCCCACUUCAGAGGGCCUGCACAGUCCUCUGUACAAGUGCCCUUGAUGCCUCCUGCUCAGAGCCAGUCCAGACCUGCUGUGGGUCCUCAGAGGUUUCCUGGCCUGGGAGACUUCCAGCAGCACAUGCCGGGUAAUUUUGGUCCACCCCAGCGACCGCCUCAUCACAUGGAGCCCUUAAGGAACCAACCUCCUCAAGGCCCCCAGGAAAGAGAGCCCCUCUUUAUGGGAGAGUGUGGAGAAUCAUCACGGUUUCCAGGGCAGCAGUUGUUCGAUCACCCCGGGCCCGGCUCUUUGAUGAACAGCGGCAACAACCUCCACCACCACCACCAGCAGCAGCUGCCUGGCCAGGGCCACAUGGGCUUCGGUCCACACGGACCGGCCUUCAACCAGCCGGGCCAGGGCCCGUUAGGACUGUUUCAGAGAGAACCCCAAAGACCCAACCUCCCUCCCCACCAAGGUCACCAGGGGAUGGCGAACUUGAAUCAACAAGGUGGCCCCCCAAAUCAGCCCCGACCUUUCAUGAGCCCUCGGCAGCCGUUCGGCCAGCAGGGCAACAUGUUCCCCCCUCCACCAGUUCAGUAUGGGAUGCAGGUACGGCUACGAGGUCUGAUGCACGGCCCCCCUGUCUCCCAGCUGUCACAUCACGACCCCUUAUCACCCCAUCCCAUGCACCAGCAGCAGCCCCACCACCACCAUAGGCAAGAGAUGCCCCAUCAGCAGCACCAACAGAUAAAUCUCAAUGAGCCUCGCCCCAUGACACAUCAUGGUCAAAAUCCUUUCCAUCAGCAGCAGGGGCAUGGUGGCCCCAGGCAUAUGAAUCCCCGUUCUCUGAACCCCCAACAGAGGAACAUGUCAAGCAGGCAGAGAAUGAACACACCCAUCUCCAAACAAAUGCAGCACCGCAACAGCAACCUACGGGAGCUCCCUGUAGCACCUGGUAACGCAAACAUUAACAGUUCCUCCCCCGCUGCCAGCAUCAAUCCUGUUGCCAGGACAACGCCGGGGACGCGUCCGGGUCAGAACACUCAGCCGGCGUAUGGUGGUGGCAGAGGAAGAGGCCAAGCUGCGAAGCCUGAACCACAGGCUGGGGAAGCAGGCAGGGCGGUGACUCAACAGCAGGAAGCUCCAAAUGCACCAUCCAGCUCAACACCACCGGACCCUGAUGAAGAUGAGGAGACGCGGCAGUACCGUCUGAAGAUUGAGGAGCAGAAGCGUCUGAGAGAGGAGAUUCUAAAGAGGAAGGAGUUGCGGCGGCAGAUGCAGGCUGGUGUCAGAAAGAAGGAGCUGCUGGAGAGACUUAACGCUCAGACAACCACACAAAACCAGGACUGUACUCCUACACAGACUCAGCCUUCACUACCAAAUCAGCAAAAUCCACACCCUGUACCACAACAGGCAGUACCACAGCAGCCAGAACAAAACCUGCAGCAACUACAGGCACACCAGCAGAGGCAGGUGCCUCAGAGACCACAACAGUCAGUAAAUCACACAUUAACCAAUCCCAAUCAGGACAGCACCAUGCCCCCUAGAAGUCCUGCUCAGAACCCCGCACCACGUCCCAACGUCAAGUUGCGCCUUCAGAUGGUAAAAGGGAGCCCACUGGAGAAGCAGAUCCCCAGCUUAGGUCCUGAACAGCAAUGGAAGCAGCCCCAACACAAUCAGCAGCAGCCACUUCAGCCACAGAGAAGAAACAGCUCUUUGCAGAGUGUAAACAGACCCGGCGCUCAAAUUCCCCAAAAGAACCCCCCUCCUUCAGUGAGGCAAGGCCCAGCUCAGAGUCAAGGAGUUAAACCUGGGGCUAAAAGAACUGUGAUGCAGCGAGUCCAAAAUGCAGCUGUGGAAGCCCAGCAGGUGCCACAGAAAGUCAGAGUUGUCAAACUUUCAGGACCGAGUGGGAAGGAGCUCGAGGCAUCCGGUGGCCCUGUGCAGCAGCAAGGCGCCUGGCAAGCAGCUCCACUCAACCAAAGCAUCCAGAGGAAGGUGACCAUGAUGGGACAGCAGCAAACGGGACCAGGUGGAACACCGCAGGCUAGCCGCGGGGGCUUGGGAGACGCACCGCAAAGCAGGGUUGUCUUAUCAGGCCAGGGUCGAGGUCGAGGGGCUGGUCAGAUGGGACGGGGUCAUCCACUGCCCACCAGGAUGAGCCAGAGAGGACCAGAUAAACCUCACUGUACUGUGUGCAUCGAGGGCCUCUCCACAUCUACAACUGAAUUUCAGCUGAAGAACCUUCUCAUGUCCAUCGGCCCUAUAGAGAUGUUUAAAAUGAUUCCCCAGCAGAGAAAAGCAAUAGCCAAAUUUUCCAACCCCCAGCAUGCAGCAAGUUUCCAAAUGAGCUUCCAUAGGCACAUGAUUGAUUUGUCCCACAUUGAUGUCUCGCUGAUUGAUGGAUGAGGAGCACAGCAGAUCCACUGAUGGCUCUCUUUCUCCUGGUGUUGUGGGAGUCUCUCGUGCAUAGCUCUGCUCCACAUGGGUGCAGGAUUGUUUCUUCAAGUCCCUCGUCGUCCCGUCGCAGAUUUCAUCUUUCGUCUCCCUCCAUCUUGGACAAGUGAACACAAAGACAGUAGCUGUGUGCAUGCAUGUGGUUGACUUUGCUUGCCAAGUGGCUGUAGUUGUAAAAUAGCUUUGAAGAGACACUAAAUAGUGAAUCCUCCUUUGAUGUUUGUGAACUUUCUUUUUCCCCUCCAUCUCAAGAGGACACUGGUGAAAAUCUAUCAUGGGAUAAUGGUUGCUGCCCUCCUCAUUUAGUUAUCUAUAAUAAAUGCAAAAUGACACUUAACACUCAUUAUUAUUCAACUUUAAACACUUCAUAGUAAAGUUAUGAUGUCGUCUUAUGCUAUGGUUUAAUGCGUGGAGACGUUAUGGCAGAGUUUGUGGUGUCAUUUUUACUCCCUCUCUGUAGAUGGCAGUAUUUUAUCUUUUUUGAAGCUUUGCUGGUUUCAGCGUUUUGGGAGUUUUUUGGGGGGCUCAAUAGCGCCAUCUAGGGGGGAUGUUGCAUGUAGUCACAGAGUGGGCCUGGAUGUGCUGGGUAGAUGUUUAUUGCUGCUGCAGCAGCAGAAGCCGGACUGACAGAGAUCGAUUCAGAUUUCCGGACACCGAAACACUUUGUGGAUACUGUGUAGGCGUUCUGGUUCUCCUCAGAGUUCUGUGGAUUUAAAGUUUAAAUCAUUUGUUGGGUCAUUUUCUGUUGCUUUUCGUUGUGAUUAUAAUACAAUCUUUUAGCUGUUGACUUGAACGCAUUAGUGGGUAAAUCUUUUUUUGACAUGCGGUUUGGUUGUUUGUCAGAUUAUGUACUUGUCAAAAUUAAGGGUUCAGGGCUGUGCCAAAAAUAGUUUUUUAUUAUCUUUAUCAUUAUUAUUAUUAAAGCAGCUUGAUUUCUUAUAGCUGGCAGGAACCAUAUUUGGAAGAUUGGAAAGAAUAGUUUUAAUUAUAUUUGGAGAUUAACUGCUCAGGUAGAUUCCUUAUUCUUUGUGUUAAAGCUGGAGAGUUUAGGGUGUUGAAGCCGUCUGAUAGGUUGGUGCCUUAUGACGGAGCAGAACGGUCGACUCGGAUUUCAAAUCAUUGUCACUCCCUUAUAAGUUUAGUUAUAAGGGAAGUAAAAGAAAUUGAUCUAUAAAUAAAAGCCCCCUCCUAAUAUAUUCCACAAACGUCGUCUGAACAAUCUGAAAUAGAAGUUCAGUUAUUUCUCCACUUCUUAAUUUACCACUUUAUAUUUUUCCAAGGUUUUCCGUCUUUUCUUGAAGGUGUAGCUUAAAUCAUUGAUGCCUAAAUAUCUCCACAUGUUUUCUGUAAUGUUUGACUUGACUCAUGGAAAAUUUACUUUCAUUUAGUCUCAUGUCAUUCCCUUUUUUUUUCUUCUCCACUGCAAUUUAUUCCACAUAAAUGGUUGCAACAUUGUUUAUUACUAAACUUGGCAACUAAACUUAAAAACUAUUAAUAGUAAAUGUUGAGGGGGCAACCAUUAUGUUUGUAGUGGUCAUGUAUAUAAGUAGGCCAGACAUGUCACUCACUAUUUAUCCAUAAUUAUUUUUUUUUUUCCUUGUGUUAGUCAUGCUGUAAGUUAGUUUUUUUUAUAUGUAAAGGCUAAGUUGAUUUGUCCAGAGAGCAGUCCUUCAUACAAGUGGUGUGUUUCUAUUCUAGAGUCAGAAUGAGAAACAAACUGGACCACAUUUCUGUUUAUGAGUAAAAGAAGCGUUUAAAGGAAGACAAGAAAACUGCUAAUAAAAACAUGGCCAAUAUACCGUAAACAUGCUGGUAUGUGAAGCCGGUUAAACUUUAGCUCGAACACGUGUGCUUGCUUAUGUGUGGUGUCCAUGUGUCUGGUGCCUUUAUAAUCACGUCUCUUUCUAUGUGUGCCACGUUUAAAUUGUUUUGUACUUCACAGAAGCUGUAAGUUUGUGGGUAUUCAGCAUUCAUAUUUAUGGAAGCAUUUACUACUUGAGUAUUAAACUAUUUUUAAAACAUAUUUUUUUUUUAGGUUUAAAUAUUUAAGAGCUAGAUUUAAAAAAAAAGAAAAUAAUUGAAAAAUCCUACCUCCUUGCUCAGUUUUUGCACUGACUUUGUCAGACUUCUCAGCCAUUUUAGGCUUCAAAUUUUUACGACGGUGACAUCCUGAUGUGCAGCCUCAUUAGACAAAGCCUUUAAUGCUACAUGAUUUCACUUGGAUAUAAUUGGUGUACGACUGGAAGAAAAACUGGAGUAUUAAAUUUGAAGGAAUAUCUUGGAUAGUCGGAUAAAACUUUCUCUCGGCUGCUUAUCUGGAUGACAUCCCAAAUUAAGAUCCUUAUUUUGUUUCUUAAGUUACGAUCUUGUUGUUCACAAGUUCUUGUUUACAUCUGACCGUUCUGCAUGUGUGUGUGUGUGUGUGUGUGUGUGUGUGUGUGUGUGUGUGUGUUUCCUUUCUAAUUGGGGUUUAAUUGAAAGAAACAAUUUUAAAAGACAAGGUUUCACAUUCAUGAAGUUGAUUUUUAAUAGUAACUAAGCGGAUGAAGCCAGAUGUUCCUAAAAUUCCUUCUUGUACACAAGAGGUUUCAGGUUUAAGUUCAAUUUUGUGUCUGAACUGACUUCAACAUGUUUUGUUCCCUUUGAUUUAAGUUGAGGUAUUUUAGAGAUUUUUCUUUACCUCUGUGUCAGAUUUCCUGUGUUUAUUUUUAUGUUGUGGAUUUUACUUAAGGUUUUCGUAAAUCCUGUGGAUUUGGAACAAGUAUCAGCAAUGCUGCUGCUCAUAGUGACAAUAUUAUAAGACAUUAUGUCUUUAUAAUGACAGACACAGAUUCAUAUUGAAUCUUUUGUACUUUACAGUGAAGAAUUACUUCCAUACAAACUGUGAAUAUUUGAAUUUGACGCAGCAAUUCUGCAUAUAAACAAAAUAUUGCAGUGAGCCUUUUAACUAACAGCAACUUUUAUAUCAGAUCACAUCAUGUAGUUAAAGUAGACUUCAUGCAUUUUUUUUUUGUUCAUUUAUUUCUCUCUUUCAUUAAGAAGUUAAUAAUUGAUAUCAGGUUUAUGGCAGCUUUGGUCAAAGUUGUGACAUAGCUGGAUGCUCAGAACCACUAAUGUGUUGUUUGUUUUUUUUUUUAUCAGGCUUCAGCAUUCAGAUGUUCUGAAGAACUGCUGUAAUAUUGCUACUAAUGUCCCUUUCAUAUUUGUUCCAGAUCAGUACCAAGCCCUAAAAAUGCAGCUGCACAAGUGUUAUCGUGGUUUAAGCCUGAGUGACCAUACCAAUGGGUUAGCAUGUAGUAGUAUUUCUUUAUCCUUGCUAGUUCAGAGGUGCACUGAUCAGAAGUUUCUGAUCCUCUGUUUUUGUACAGCUCUUACCUGCCAAUACUGUUUUUAGACUUCUGAUUUUGAAGAGAAAGAAAAUCAUUCAUGAUACUUUUCUCUAUUUCCGAAACACUGGCAUCAUCAUAAUGCCGUAAAACAUGACUUUAUUGUUUUAAACAGGAAACAUGUUACAUUGGACACUACUGUGGUUAGCAUCACAAAAACAGCAGUAUUUGUGUGUAUUCCCGGGAGAAUGCAGUUCCCUACCUCGACUCUUGAUUUUCAAAACGGUGCCAACAUCUCCAAAUCCAGCACAUUCCUUGACGUCCAGAAGUUGAAAGCUCAUAAGAGUGAAACUGAGCAUCUUUACUGUACUCUGUUAAGCCUUCCUGUUAUCGGCAGAAAGUUCUUCUCUUUCUCGCUCUUCUGCAGCCUGAAUGAAGCUCAGACAUGUCUCAACAUGCUGUGGCAAAAAAUCUUCUUUCAUUUCUGGGCUUCCUCUCGACUUCAGCUUUAAACGUCUCACUGAUACUGAAAAUAGCUUGCUUAGUCUUCAUCUCUCAGCUUCGUCUUCGUCUCUCAGCUAGACCAGUUGGUCAAUUCUGGUCAAAAGCUCAUUUCCCUCAGUUCGUUUUUAUUCAGUCAACAUAAUUGUGUUUUAUAGUUAUUUGUGGACUGAAUGUUUCUGUGUGAUGCCCAAAAACCUAAAAGUAGAGUAAGAUCGGAUUGUUGCUGUUGGGUUAUUGUUCUCUGAGGGAAAUUGGACAAAAACAUAAAAGGCUGAGGCUCAUAAAACCUAAAGGUCCUACUGAUCCACGUUGUUUUUGAGACUUUGUGGAUCCCUGUAAAUGUAGUAUUAUCUCCUCUUUUUUCUUUGCUCCCAUUCAGAUUUGUUUAAUUUUUCAUGUGGUCGGAUGGCUUGUGGUGUGCCUUACUUUAGGUAUGGUCCUCUUCUAGUGCUGUUGUUGUAGUCACAAUGACUAAUGAUUUUUGCAUGUUAUGGUGUUGUGUAACACUGGAAUAAACCCAUACAUUUUGUCUUCAACAGAAUGAUCCUGAUAGGAGCAGUUCGGUGGAGCCAAGACGCUGCUAUGUCACAUUUCUUUUAUUACAAAUGCUUAACACUUGAAGUUUUCUUUCAGCUUUGCAGUCUGGUCUCAGAAUGAAGGUUUAAUGUUGACCUUUUCCCCCCUGAACAGCUGCAGCUGAUCUUCCAUUACCACCUCUUCUGUCCUUUGCUGCUCUUCUUACUUACCGUACACUUGACCAUUUCUCAUUUUUCCUUUGACAACUCUGUUGUUGAGUCAAUUGCAGCAGGGUGGCCUGCCUGGAUUACCAUUGUUUGUUAGCCCAGUGGAUGGAGGUUUCCACUUUUGUGACGACUUCUGGGCUCGCAGAGCAGAAACGUAACUCUAAAGCGAGCCGCUUUGUGGCUUUCUCUGCACCAAAGGGUCCUCCAAGCUUCUUGACAAUCACUGUUGGUCAAACUCUUUAAAGGAAGCUUCUAUGAACUCCUGAUGUCGAACUGUAUGUUGCACCAAACAGUGACUAAAGAAAUCCAACAUGUUGGAAAUUUGAUGGAAAAUGUUGACAAAGCAUCAUGUAAUAUGUUUACACUCUAAACUCUGAUGUUUCAAACGUGAAAGGACCAUGAUUAUGUCUGAAGUUAUUGCUUCAUUUGUUCUGAUGCUGUAAAUGUGGAAAAUAUUCUACAGUGAUGUUCGUUUGAACUCCUUAAAUGUUCCUAUGAAGAUGUGAAUUGUUACAUUGGAAAGCAAAAGCGGAAAAUAAACUACAUGAUGCCAGUAA